This is a messenger RNA of Chrysemys picta bellii (western painted turtle), 1787 nucleotides long. The record is from RefSeq and is a predicted model, not a curated record. Lineage: Eukaryota; Metazoa; Chordata; Testudines; Emydidae.
UCAGGUACAGAUGGUGGUUUGGAUUUUGGGGUCAUUAGAGUAUUGGAUGAAGCUAGGCAAAUGGUGUCCCUGAAGAACAAAGGAAAAUAUGAGAUUGGAUACAGCUUCACUCUAGAAUGCCCUGAAGCCAACAUGCCAAAUUUGAAUUCUGUCUUCAACAUCCAGCCCCAGAAGGGGACGUUAGCCGCUGUUGACCGCCCCACUCAGAUCCAGAUCACCUUUCGCUCCAAGAAGGAAAUGAAAAUUGAAGAUAAGCCUAUCCUGUACUGCCAGGUGAUUGAGCCCAAUGUCUGUGAAGGAGGCGAGACCAUUGCCAGCAUUCCAGUGAAAGUGUCAGUGAAUUCUUUGUUCACCAAGUACAGCAUUUCCCCAGCCUCGCUCGUCAACUUUGGCUCCAUGAUGAACAGCACCCGGAAGACCUGCAGCUUCACUCUGGAGAACAAAGGUGCUCUUGAUUUCAAAUACUUCAUCGGCAAGCUAAUACGAGAUCUGCCCAUCCUACCAAAAAAGGGACCAUCUCACAUCAAGCACUCCCGUUCCCGUGACAGCGAGACCUUAAGCAAAAUCCCUCCUGUUGGCAAACAAAGCAAGCGCACGGAAUCUCUUCAGAAGGACAUCAACCUUGUUGCGCAGGCUCGCUUCACUCUAGGCAUGUUCACAGUGUAUCCUGGAUUUGGAUCCAUCCCUGCAGGAGGCCAGCAGAUCAUCACAGUUGAUUGUUUAGCAGAGCCAGUGGGAAAGUGUGAGGAAUACCUGGCCAUUGACAUCACCGACAGGGACCCUGACGAUAAUCCGGGAGGCAUCCCAUACACCUUGAUUGCUGAGUCAUGCCUACCAGCCUUUGUGGUCGAUGACAUCGGGUCCAUUUUUGAGGAACAUCGGAUCUGCAGCAACAUCAACCUUUACCAGAUCCUGCAGGCAGUGGAAGGUGGAGGAGUGUUUGUAUCAGAUGAGAACAAGUUCAUCUUCAGUAACGUCCUGGUUGGGCACCAGGCAACAGCUCGGUUCAAGAUCGCCAAUGUGGGCAGAAUUCCUUGUGACGUGGUCCUCGCGGUCAAGCCUGUCUCCAGCAAGGCUGCUGCCCGCAUUAAUGACAUCUUCGAGGUGGAUCCCAUUCGGAUGUGCGUCCCCAGCCGCUCCCAUGCCUUUGCUACCGUGACUUUCACCCCACAGACGAUGCAGAGCUACCAGUGCGUUUUUGAGGCUUUCAUUGAUGGACUGCCAAGCUUGGUUGCAAAAUCACGAAAUUUAACAUUUGAUAUCAUCGGGGAUGGGAACUUCCCCCGAGUGACCAUCUUGCGCCCUGUCCUCCGCAACAAAAGAGGGAACCCACUGCUCCUCUUCAAGAGGCUCUUGCUAGAGCGAUCGGAGAAACUCCCUUUUGUCCUUAAGAACAGUGGCAUGAUACCUGUCCAGGUGAUGGUUGACCUGUUGGAUGAUUAUGGAGUUUUCUCACUGAAACCCAGGCCUACCACUCACUGCCUCUAUGUGGCUCAGAGUGAGGGGGAUGAAUCAGGCAGAGAAGGUAAAUGCAAUGAGCCUGGCAGGAGUGAAGAAUUCCAGCAGCUCUUGUAGGGGAUGUCUUCAGGUGAUUGGCACCCGGGUCUGAGCCCCAAAACUAGACUAGCCCAGGAGUGAGCAGCCAGGCCAGAAAGUGCUGCCUGAGUUACUGGGUCCUCAUUGGUGCUGCAGACACCGGGACGUCUGGGGCAUUUCCCAUGGAUCUUUGUGCCGCAGUGCGUUGAGCUGCUCUGUGAUUCCUUCCCAGUGAAUUGUGGGAGAAUUUG